Molecule: messenger RNA, 1191 nt
Organism: Melitaea cinxia (Glanville fritillary)
Lineage: Eukaryota; Metazoa; Arthropoda; Insecta; Lepidoptera; Nymphalidae
Gene: Dopr1
Product: dopamine receptor 1
Exons: 6
Coding region: 208-1191 (327 amino acids)
Biological process (GO): adenylate cyclase-activating adrenergic receptor signaling pathway
Cellular component (GO): membrane
Molecular function (GO): G protein-coupled receptor activity
Source: RefSeq, a predicted model, not a curated record
CUGAUCAACGACACAACGGUUGAAUACGAAGAUGCAGAGGAUCCGGAUGCCGUUACGUUACUGUCUAUUUUGCUUGUCGGUAUAUUCCUGUCCCUUCUGAUAUUCGUUAGUGCAGCCGGUAACAUACUGGUCUGCAUCGCGAUAUAUACAGAUAGGGGGUUGCGACGCAUUGGAAACCUUUUCCUAGCGUCGCUUGCAAUCGCUGACAUGCUGGUCGCAGCCGCUGUCAUGACAUUUGCAGGUGUCAACGAUUUAUUAGGGUAUUGGGUGUUCGGUGAGCAAUUCUGCGAUACAUGGGUAGCGUGUGACGUCAUGUGUUCCACCGCGUCAAUACUAAACCUCUGCGCGAUAUCCCUCGACCGUUACAUACAUAUAAAAGAUCCUUUAAGAUACGGUCGCUGGGUCACUCGUCGAGUCGCUAUCGUCACCAUCGCCCUGAUCUGGCUCCUGGCUGUCCUUGUUAGCUUCCUACCAAUAUCCUUGGGUCUACAUCGUCCUCCAGAUGAGGUCACGACCACUCAAAGACCACCAAGAUACCCAACAUGUGCAUUGGUACUCACACCAACAUAUGCUGUGGUAUCCAGUUGUAUAUCGUUCAUACUGCCCUGUAUCGUCAUGAUAAGCAUUUAUUGCAGGUUAUACUGCUAUGCACAGAAGCAUGUAAAAUCAAUCAAAGCUGUAACACGAACCGUACAACUCCCCGACAACCGCACAAAGUCUGUACGAACUAGAGUGCACACUCACGUGCACUCAUCACCCUACCAUGUGUCUGAUCACAAAGCCGCCAUCACUGUUGGCAUUAUAAUGGGGGUUUUUCUUCUGUGCUGGGUGCCAUUCUUCUGCGUGAACAUUGUUGCUGCGUUUUGCAAGACUUGCAUACCAGAUCUCGCUUUCAAAAUCCUCACAUGGCUCGGCUAUUCAAAUUCAGCGUUCAAUCCGAUCAUUUACUCCAUAUUCAACACCGAAUUUCGAGAGGCGUUUAAAAAAAUCCUAACAUCGAAAUAUCCACCAUGCUGCGGUUAUCAGACAGUGCAAGCGAACACACCGACGAGAAAUGAUAAUUUCGUCACCGAUUACGGUACGAAAACAUUAGUGGUACGGAGAAGUGGAUCUUUGGGUUUAUCUGCGGUAGACCCUACUCCCAGAUCCUCAGCUGAGUCAGUCAAGCCAUUACGUGAUUACCACAUCUGA